Naumovozyma castellii is the source of this 3297-nucleotide messenger RNA. RefSeq names its product Bre4p (gene BRE4). The transcript has a single exon. The coding region runs from base 1 to 3297 and encodes 1098 amino acids. The record is from RefSeq and is a predicted model, not a curated record. NCBI's taxonomy places the organism in Eukaryota, Fungi, Ascomycota, Saccharomycetes, Saccharomycetales, Saccharomycetaceae.
AUGGCUAGAAAUGUCAACCAACUGAAGAGAAAAGAUUUAGAUAUUUCGAAGGGUUCCUAUUCAGGUACAUCGUAUCUCUCCCUAAAGGGGUUAAAUAAUAGAAAUCUACAUUCAGGAAGAACUUCCAAAGUGACAUCACCGCAGAUUUCAACGACGUCUUUCUCACAUUUAAGGUUGGAAAACUUGGCUAAGGAUAAGCACUGGGAAAUAUUAGAGGAUUUUGACCUAGAAGAAUUAAGAGAUGGAUACUUUGAUGCCGUUUUUACGAAACCAGAGAGGCAGCAUGAAGUGGAUAUGAAUGAUAAUGAUGUAGCUGGUCUCAUCAAUAACAAAAAUGCUGUAUGGAAUUAUAGACGCAUCUUUUGCAGAUCAAAUAUGAAAGAUUUUUAUACAAGGGUGUUCAAUGAGAGGGAAUCUCUCUUAAAAUACUGGUUAGCAUAUUUUAUUUCAAUAAUCAUAUGUGUCAUCCGUCCGUCAGGUAAAUGGAUUGGUCAUAGAUAUAGAUACUUUUUACCAAUUGCCGUACUUAUACAUCAUCCAGUGAGAAAUGUUGGUGUUCAAUUGGAAAUGUCCAUCUUUUCAAUAUUAGGUGCCGUGUUAGGAAUGGGCUGGUCCUCAUUGGCUUGGUACAUAUCCACUGCAACAGGUCCUACUGCAUCUCAUCAAGGUGGUAUACUAUUCCAAAGUCUUGUAAUGGCACUGUUAUGGUCAACUUGGCUAAAAUCCUAUAUUCAGAGGUCACUAUAUUUUAGUCUUUCGUUUAGUAUUGUGGUAAUAUUUAGUCACACGGUAGACUUAGUCCAUUCCAAACAUGACUUAAAAUGGAAGCUAUUCUGGGAUUUCGGAAUUUCAUAUUUAUUUGGUAUUUUAUUGUCACUACUAAUUUGCGUAUCUGUGUGUCCGCAUAGUGGUAAUAAUGAACUGAUGGGAAAAUUCAGUACAUCAAUAGAGAAAAUCAACGAUUUCCUCAUGCAAUUAAUUGAUAAGGAUGCUAUCGACAAUGACGAACUCUCGAAUGACUUACAGAAUGAAAUGAUAAGAAGUUUAAAUAUCGAUCUUUCUCAAGAGUAUAGAGAAUUUUUAAAUCAAUGUGCUUUGUCCAAAUUUGAUAUUGAAACUUUAAGAAAAUUAAGAAACUCAUUGACAACAUUAUCAGGUCCCUUAAGAGUUUUACCUUUAUCAAGUAAGCUGUUAGACAGUGAAGAACUCGAUCAACUUUAUAAACGUUUGGAAUCAAAUCAUACUGAAAAUGAUGAACUUGACCCCCUGGAUACUUCACAACUUGAUACAGGGAAAUCAACGCCACAAAUUGCAACGCCAUCAUCGGGCUGGGGAAGGAGGAGAUUGACACCGUUGGGAACACUGGGAUCCAACAAUGAUUUCUAUCAUAAUCUUCUGAGAAAUACAUUUUCAAAGGAAGUAUUCAAUUUGAUAUUGGUAAUGAUAUUAGUCUUAGGUGACAUCUCUGAAUUAUUAAAGAUUUCUGAUAAUGAUCUUAAUACAAUGGAAAAAUUGAAAUGCAACACAUCUAAACUGAAAAGGCGAAUCUAUAAAUUAGACGUAGCGUAUAAGGAAUUCACGAAAUCGGCGUUCUUUACGAAAGAUUUACUUCAAGAUCGUGAUUCUGUAGACAUUUUCCUUUUUGUAAGAUGCCUUAGAAACUCCGCACGAACAUUGGUUCAAAUGACUGAUACAUGUACUGUCUUGAUAAGGGGUAGACAUUGGCGAUUCUUUUGGCCACAGUAUCCAUUACACAGAGCCCUUCAUCGAUUACCAAAACAAUGUGCUAUUGACCAAGGUGCUGGCAAUAUCUUAAAUUAUUUUGAAACUAAGAAAGACGUUGAUGAAAUAUUCGAAAAGAUAUACAACUCAUAUACUUCAAGACAUACCUAUAACAAGGAAAAGAAUGACAGUAGUCUUCCAGGGUUCGACGAGACAAUAGAUGAAAAAAGGAAAACCCCAGUGGUAGGCAUGCGUGCAAUUGAUCAUUCAGAUUUUAAUUUCCAUACCACAACCAACCCCUGGAGAUAUAAACUCUGGAAGGUAAGCACAUUGUUGGUUGGACAAGAGAUGAAAUGGACAUUAAAAAUCCUAUUUGUAAUGAUAUUUUUAUGUUUACCAACAUGGCUGGAGGAAUCGUUUCAUUGGUAUCAGGAAUACCAGUGCUGGUGGUGUCCACUAAUCUUUUAUCUGCUAGCACAUAGACGAUAUUCUGGUCAAUGGAAUAACAUGGCUAAGCGGAUUAUAUGUGGAAUAAUUGGGAUAUUUUGGGGGUGGGCUGCAAAUCAAGCAAGGCAUUUUGGAAGUCCCUAUGUUAUCUGUCCAUUUGCUGGACUGUUAUUAAUACCGUUUUCAAUAAAUUUUCUAAUAUAUGGGAAUGCCAAAUCGAGCUUUACGGGGUUAGUUUGUUUUACAAUAAUUGCCUUAGAACCUUACUCCAAAGAUCCAACUCAUCUUAACACAGCAAUCAUAUGGAAAAAUACUUGGACCACUGGUGUAGCAUUAUUUAUCGGUAUUUUGAUAUCAAUUCCAAUCAACUGGAUUGUUUGGCCGUUUUGGGCAAAAUCCGAAUUAAGAUUAUCUAUAUCUUCCUUAUUAGCACACUUGAGUCAGUCGUAUCAAUCUGUUACAGAUCGUUAUUUGUAUCGUGAUUCCAAUGAUGAACCCACUGAAUUAACGAUGGACUAUGCCCAUAUAAGAGAAGUGAGAUUAACACAAAGUAUUGCAGCUGUAAGUGAUCUUUUAAUGAGAGCCAAACAUGAACCUAGUUUUGUAGAACAAUUUGAACCUUUGAAAUAUGAAAAAUUGAUCAAAUCAUGUGAAUUUGUCUUAGAAAAAACUAUUGAGGCAAGAAUGUCAAGUACAUUUUUUGAAGUUUGGGAUCGUGAUAUGGAUAAUGAAACUACGAGAGCGCUACUAUCGUUAAGAAGAGAUAGCGUGGCAUCUGUUAUUUACGUAUUUUACAUUUUAUCGAACUGUUUCAGAUCUAGAAGCAAAAUCCCCAGAUAUUUGCCAAAUUGUAUUUUGUCAAGGAAGAAAUUAUUCGAUUUUAUUGCCAAAUUUGAAACUUUCAAUGAAACAACAACAACGACUGUAUCUGAAAAUCUUUUAGAAAAGGCUCUUCUGAAGAAAUCUAUUAUAAACAAUGUCACGUCUAGUGAAGCUGAGGAAGAUCUUGAUAAAUUACAUUGGACAGAGAUCCAUGGCAUUGCAUUUGCCAGAGCUUUUACAGAUAUAUCUGAAGCCAUCCAUAAUGUUGUUGAUUGUUCAAGGGAUCUUUUAGGAACAGAUGUUUAA